Molecule: messenger RNA, 1581 nt
Organism: Aspergillus aculeatinus CBS 121060
Lineage: Eukaryota; Fungi; Ascomycota; Eurotiomycetes; Eurotiales; Aspergillaceae
Product: cytochrome P450
Exons: 4
Coding region: 1-1581 (526 amino acids)
Molecular function (GO): heme binding; iron ion binding; monooxygenase activity
Source: RefSeq, a predicted model, not a curated record
AUGCUGGAACAUGUCCCUCCCAUCUACACCUUAUGUCCCGUCAUACUCUAUAUCGCCGGGCUGUGUGUCCAUCGAAUCUACUUCCACCGUCUCCAUCAACACCCUGGACCCUUGCUGGCCAAGCUUACGAACUGGUAUGCCGCAUACUACACGUGGCAGGGUACCAUCCAUCUCAAACUCCGGGAAUGGCAUGAUGCGUACGGCCCGAUCGUGCGGUUCGGCCCCAACUCCAUCUCCAUGAAUAGCCCGACGGCAAUGGCCCAAAUCUAUUCCGCUCGAGCCAACGUCCGCAAGGACGAUGCGUAUUCUGUGAUGAGCGCCAGCAGCCACAUCCCCAGCACAAUCAGCUGCUUGGACAAAGGCCAACAUGCAGCCAAACGCCGUAUCCUUGCGCAGCUGUUUACCCCCUCAGCGCUGAAGGGCGUCGAGGAGCGCGUUUUGUCGCACAUUCGCACCUUCUGCGCCUCGCUCGGGGAGUCCAGCCAGGAUGGACGAGCGACGGACAUGGCAGUACUGUCGGACUAUCUCACCUUCGAUAUCAUCAGCGACCUCUGCUAUGGCCAGGCCUUUGGCCUCCUCCAAUGCACAGCGCUCCGAUAUAUCCCAAAUGUGAUCAGCCGCAUCAGUCGUCGGAACGCGAUCUGCUUCAUCCAGCCCGCGAUCCAAAAAUACCGACUCGACCGCCUAUUCCUCGCCCCCAUCUCGACGCAGAUCCGUGCAUUCGGCCGCUGGAUCCAGCAACAACAAAAAGAGCACCCCCACAAAAUAACCCCCGACUUUCGCAGCCACCUCACCACAUCCACCAUUACCCACUCCGGCCCUGACCCCCGGCCCCUGACCAACAAAGAGGUCUGGAUCGAGCUCCUGCAGCUCGUCAUCGCCGGCUCCGACACGACGGCCGUGGCCCUCAGCGCGGCCGUCUUCCACUUAUGCCACCACGCGGCCGCCCUGGCGCGCGCCACCGCCGAAGUACGCACCCACUUUCCCACUACUGUCGAGGCCAUUCGCCCCGGCAGUCCCCAGCUCCGCCGCUGCACCUACCUGCACGCCUGCAUCCACGAGUCCCUCCGCCUGGCCCCGCCGGUGACGGGCCUGGCGCCGCGGCGGGUUCUUGAGGGUGGUAUCCAGGUCGACGGCGUGUGGCUCCCUGCCGGCAUUGUUCUCGGCUGCCCCAUCUACGCGGUGCAGCGCGAUCGGACCUGUUUCCCUGCGCCGGAUCGGUAUUUCCCUGGUCGGUGGGAGGGUGUGUUAGAUAGUAGUUGUAAGGGGGAGGAGAGUGAUGAUAUGGGCGAGGAAGAGAGGCAACAACAGCGGCAGAAACGGUCUCGGAUGCUGUCGGCCUUCUGUCCGUUUAGUGUCGGGCCCCGGGCGUGUGUGGCGCGGCGGUUCGCCAUGGACGAGAUUACGGUGACUCUGGCAAGGGCUCUGUUUCUGUAUGAUUUGCGGUUGGCGGGGAGAGAGAAUGCGGAUACUGGCACUGGUGCUGCAGGUGCGGCGGAAUACGCGCUGAAAGGGUGGAUGACUUCCGGGCGGGAGGGACCCGUUGUAUAUGCUUCGCCGAGAGAAGGUUGUUCGCUGUAG